AAAGAGAACCAGCAAACUACACACUGAUAAUAACAGGCGAGAUUCAUUUCACUUCCCGGCCGGGUAUAUAACGAUUCUUAAAUCUCUGAAACAGAAAAGAGAACAAGUAAACCACAAACUGAUAAUAACAGGUCAGAAGGUAACACAAACAUCUUUUUCAUAUAUCCCGUCCCUGGAGAACAGACAUGAAUUUCGUGUAAAAAUGUAUCACAAACCAAAGAGAUACCCAAAAAUACACACAGCAGAUGGAGAUGGUUUCUUAUAUAAUGUAUAUGCACUCCCCCAAAGAUGGGUUUUUUCACUAACUAAUAGGUUUAACGACACAAUCAACCUGGUCAUCAGCAACUUUUCCUGAACCACAUGUACCCAUUUUUAUGAAUGAACCUAAGGCUGAUAAAUUCAUGAAGCUACUACUUCCUUCACUGAGGUAAUCAUACAAAUGUUGCUUCUAUAAAGAGCAGACUGGGGAUCAGAAGGAAUGUGGUGUCAGGGUUGGGCUUGUUGUGGCAGCAUAGGGCUACUGCAUAAUGAGCAUACAUUUUGUGACCGCGGCCUUGAACUUCAAUCAUGCAGAUUUGAUUAAAGAAUAUGCAGCACAUUUUAGCUUCUCUGAUCUGCAAAGAAGCAGCAGACAUAUUAUCCUUGCGAUUCUGGUGAAGACCAAACAAAAGGCUCGAACAGUGAAGGGGCUCCAUGUUUAUAUUUGACUGCAACUAUGGAAUCUUCUGCACAUUAUCAUUAUGAAGUUGUGCUUCUUUUCUGGAAUGGAUGCAUUUCAUUGGGUCUUAAACUUCUCAAGGCUUAACAUUCUUUGGGCUGUGUUAUGUUGUGGUAUAAUAAUGGGUACGGGGAGGAAGAAGAUUGAGAUAAAGAUGAUACAUGAUAGGAAAAAAAGAAGCGUAACAUUCUCCAAAAGACGUCAAGGUCUGUUUAAAAAAGCUGAUGAAUUAUGUCGUCUCACUGGUGCAGAUAUUUCUCUGAGUGUAUUCUCCCCUUCUGGAAAAUUGUUUACGUUUGGUUGCUCUAAUUCAGAUGAAGUCCUUUACAGAUUUCCUGUGAAAGAAGAAGAAAAGGAAGUUGAUGGGAAUAAUAGUAGAUCAGAAAAUGGUGAUGGGUUUUGGUGGAAUAAUCUAAACAUUGACGAACUUGAUACUCUCGAGAAGGUAGACGCUGUGACAGAACAAUUGCUUCAAGUGCAGAAUCUUGUUGUCAAGAGAAAGGAAGAGUUACUUGCUGCAUUAUCCACCUCUUCAGCCGCGGCAAAAGAAACUACUACUAGUAAUAUGGAGGAUUCUUGUAUGUUUUCAGUGAAACAAGAAGACGAUUCUUGGUUUCCUUCUCUAACGUCUGGUUAUAUGAAUGAGUUUGAUGAAUUACUGAAAGAUUUCUAUGUUGAUCAAAAGAUGCAACAACUGCCCGCUUAUUAACCAAGAAAGAACCCAAACGAGGAAGGAGUUCUUGAAGGAUUUAAAUGUACUUACUGUAUGUAGUGUUGUUCUUAUCAUUUGAAGUUACAAAACUGAAAAUCAAUGUUCAAUUUUCAUUGUUGUUAUUGUCUCUUGAAAACAAUGUAUGUGAUUACAACAAAUUGUAGCACUGAAACUCAUUAUGGUUUCCAUGAUUUUGCUUAUGCAUAUUCAAUUUCAAAAUGGCUGGUCACUUUA
Papaver somniferum (opium poppy) is the source of this 1664-nucleotide messenger RNA. RefSeq names its product agamous-like MADS-box protein AGL29. The coding region runs from base 741 to 1427 and encodes 228 amino acids. Gene Ontology annotation, molecular function: DNA-binding transcription factor activity, RNA polymerase II-specific; RNA polymerase II cis-regulatory region sequence-specific DNA binding; protein dimerization activity. Gene Ontology annotation, biological process: regulation of transcription by RNA polymerase II. The transcript is spliced from 6 exons. Lineage: Eukaryota; Viridiplantae; Streptophyta; Magnoliopsida; Ranunculales; Papaveraceae. The record is from RefSeq and is a predicted model, not a curated record.